Messenger RNA from Babesia bovis T2Bo, 629 nucleotides. RefSeq lists its product as uncharacterized. The record is from RefSeq and is a predicted model, not a curated record. The transcript is spliced from 3 exons. The coding region runs from base 31 to 609 and encodes 192 amino acids. NCBI's taxonomy places the organism in Eukaryota, Apicomplexa, Aconoidasida, Piroplasmida, Babesiidae.
UAAUUAUUUUUUUCACAAUAAACAAAUAUAAUGGAUCGCUUGAACACAUUGCGAGUGGCUUCCUGUGCCACUCGUCUGUUUGGUGGAAUAGUACCUGGCACUUCCGCAAUUAACUUGUAUAAUGGAAGGUUGCCUGUAGCUUCUGCUGACGGCUGCAGCAGCCAUUGUACUGCACAUAGCAUACCUCUACCUGUUCAGGGUGGUCCUUUGGACUUUAAUGAUACGUUACCAAUAGACUCAACACGGCUUCAAUUACCGACACAAUAUCAGAGAUCUAUAAACGCUCCGGGUACAUUACUACCUUUGCGUUUACCGCAUAUGAUUGAUACACCGGGUACGAGUUCACCCUGUCGUGUCAUUGAAUCUCCUGAUCAUGGUAUAUUCCAUGUAUAUGACGUUGGUUUAACGUACCUAUUAAACAAGAUUCGUACUGAUACUAAGCAUCGCAAGCGUGCGUUUACUAAGCGUGGUUAUUUUCGUCAAUCGAGAUCGAUAUUGCGGAAGGACAAUCGUAUGAAGUUUGCAUUUGCAUUGCAGGGCAUUGACUAUGAGUAUAUAGAGAGUCUCAAGAUGGGUGAGAUUCCAGACAUUCGUGAAUACAAGAAGUGAUCUUUAUAAGUGGUGACUUC